Molecule: messenger RNA, 300 nt
Organism: Eimeria mitis
Lineage: Eukaryota; Apicomplexa; Conoidasida; Eucoccidiorida; Eimeriidae
Exons: 2
Coding region: 1-300 (99 amino acids)
Source: RefSeq, a predicted model, not a curated record
AUGGGGCCCGAGGCGAUAAGAAAGCUUCUUAUAGAUGAACAAGAGAGAACACCGCAGCAGCAGCAGCAGCAAGGGCAGCAGCAGCAGGAAACUGUAGCUGCACGGGAUAUAUUGGAGGCGGUGGAGCAGCUUGCUGAUGACGAGCGUCGCCUGUUGCUGAAGUCUCUGCGGGAGAUUGCUUCCGCUGCACUACAGCACCAAGAGCUUCUGGAGCUCCAGCAGCAGCGCCAGUCAGCGCAGCUGCGGCGGCAGCAGCACCAGCAGCAGCUGCUGCAGCCCAUGCAGCACAGUUGCCGCUGA